AUGAAGAUCUUGCGGCCUAUCAUCUUCAUUAGCGUUCCCAGGCUUUUGAACAAGAUUUACUCAAGGCUGCUCUUUGAAACACUGAAUGCUCCAGGCGUCCGAGGAUUUCUUUUCAGACGAGCCUUUUUAUCAAAAAGAAGAAAUUUUGAAGCCUCCGGGGCACUUUGCCACUCGUUCUGGGAUGCGCUUUUGUUUUCAAAGAUUGCAUCUGUUUUUGGGGGCAGAAUCAAAUAUGUCAUUUGCGGCUCAGCACCCAUCAAUCCAACCGUUUUGCAAUUUCUUCGCGUUGUGCUUUCCGCCCAAGUGUUUGAGGGAUAUGGCGCCACGGAAAGCUCUGCGUGUGGAUCAAUUACGACCGAGGGCGAUCCAUUAUGUGGCUCAGUUGGAUUUGCCACCAUAGGGGGCAAGAUCCGUCUCGUAGAUGUGCCAGAGUUGAACUAUAGCGUCGCCGAUAGUCCCCAACCGAGGGGCGAGAUCCUUAUCAGUGGCCCCUUUGUAUUCAGUGGAUAUUACAAGGAUGACAACAUGACAGCAUCUACGCUUACCCCUGAUGGCUGGCUGCAAACUGGUGAUAUCGGCACCGUUGACCGCGAUGGACGACUCUAUGUUAUUGAUAGAAAGAAGCAUGUAUUCAAAUUGGCCCAAGGCGAAUAUAUCGCGCCGGAAAAACUGGAAAAAGUCUAUUCAGAGUCGCGGUUUAUCAAUCAGAUCUUUGUUGAUGGCGAUUCUCUUUUCUCAUUCAUCGUCGCAGUGGUGGUUCCUGAGGCAGAUUACAUUGAUCCGGUGAUAUAUCAAGACAAGAAGAAAUUGGAGCGCUUCUUGUUGGAGGAGUUGAACUCGAUUGCUGUGGCGCAGGGGCUUCUCAAGUAA
Mitosporidium daphniae is the source of this 870-nucleotide messenger RNA. RefSeq lists its product as uncharacterized. Gene Ontology annotation, cellular component: membrane; endoplasmic reticulum. Bases 1 to 870 code for a protein of 289 amino acids. Gene Ontology annotation, molecular function: long-chain fatty acid-CoA ligase activity. Gene Ontology annotation, biological process: long-chain fatty acid metabolic process. The transcript has a single exon. The record is from RefSeq and is a predicted model, not a curated record. Lineage: Eukaryota; Fungi; Microsporidia.